AUGUUUGACGACUAUGUAGAGCACGCCGCCGGCCCGUCCGCGGGACUCCCGCAGGCAGCGCCGCCACUCAGAUACGAAGGCUUUGAACCUGCGCCACACGCCGAAGAGGAUCUACUAGACGAGGGCGUGGCACUGGACGACAAUGCCGCCGUGCAGACACCUCUCUUCGAUCUCGGGCGUGUGCAGUUCACGCUCCCCGCAGCCCUGGUCGCCCUUGCAGUCUCGUCCGACUUUGUGGCCAUGGGACUCGCAUCUAAUACCGUGCUGUUGAUUGAACUCGCGCACGCCGACCGCGUCCAGUCUGUCCUCAUCCCGCGCAAGCCGCUCGAGUUCUCCAUCCAGAAACUCUUCCUCGACCCGUCCGGGCGGCACUUGAUCAUCGCAAGCUCGCAGGGAGAGAACUGGUACUAUUACCAAGGAUGGAAGAAACCCAAACAGCUCAAAUCCUGGAAGACCGUCGUCGAGAGCAUCGCGUGGGCUCGUCCGGCGCUACUCGCUUCCUCUUCGAGCACGAGCACACGUGAGAUGCUCGUGGGUGCACGUAACGGCUCGGUGUACGAGGCAUUGCUGGAUGCAGAGGAGGAUUUCUUCAAGAGCCAGGAGCGGUACUUCGUACCCGUGUUUGCGCUGCCCGACCACGCACCCGUCACUGGUCUGGCGGCGGACGUGUUUCCACCGACCGACCCACGGAGAGCUCUUGUCGCAGUGACAACGCCGAGUCGAUUCUAUCAAUUUGUUGGUGUACCGGAGCGCAGAGGAGACGAUGGAGGCGGCAGAGUCUAUGCCAACCUCUUCGCCGCAUAUAUCGAUGCGGCGCCGAAUGCGACAGAUCUUCCCAGCCCCAAUGCUUACUCUGAGUUGCACUACUACAAUGACCGGGGCGACCAAGCGCAAUCGUUGCCACAAGAAAUGGCGUGGAUGACUGGUCUGGGCGUCUAUCACGGUACCUUCAACUGGAAGGCUACGGGAGACAACCUGGUCGACAAUACACAACUAUUCCCGUACCCGCAGUUCCCCACACCUGGCAUGGAGAUGCAGGAGGCGCCCAUCUCGAUGGCUUUGACCGAGUUCCAUUUCGUCCUUCUCUACAGGGACAGGAUAGCGGCGGUCUCGACGCUUGAUGAGAAGCUUGCAUACGAGGAGAUUCUCCCGUUGAAACCUGGCGAGCAAGUACGCGGGAUCACUGCGGAUGCUGUACGCAAGACAUACUGGGUGUAUACCGAUCAAUCGCUCUUCGAACUCGUCGUUGGCAACGAGGACAGGGACGUCUGGAAGGUCUACCUCUCCAAGGGGAGGUUCGAUGUGGCUCUCAAGUACGCAAAGACGGCAGCUCAGCGCGAUGCGAUCACCACAGCACAAGCCCACGCCUACUUUGCCGAAGGGCGGUACUUCCCUGCUGCAGACGCUUAUGCGAGAUCCUCCGUCUCAUUCGAGGAGGUGACGCUCAAGUUCAUUGACGCAGGAGAGCGUGAUGCUCUUCGUACGUACCUCGUUGCGCGACUGGAACGCACGCGACGGGCGGACCUCAGUCAACGCAUGAUGCUGGCGACCUGGCUUGUAGAGUUCUUCCUGAGCAAAUGCAACGAACUUGACGAUCUAGCUGCUUCUUCCUCAGCUUCAUACGAUGUGGAGAAUGUCAGAGCCGAACGAGUCAUCGUCGAGGAGGACUUACGACAAUUCUUCCAACACCACAAGGAUAACCUCGAACCCUCUACGAUCUACGAGCUCAUCCAGGGGCAUGGGCGAACAGAUAUGUACCUCUUCUAUGCAGCCCUCAUUGGCGAUCAUGUACGCGUCGUCGAACAUCACAUCCUCGAAGAGAACUGGUCCGCUGCACUCGAUGUCAUCUCCAGACAGCAGGAUCUCGAACUCUACUAUCGUUUUGCACCAACACUUGUACGGGCUGUUCCGCGGGAGACCGUGGACGCAUGGCUACGCCGAACCGAUCUCGACCCUUUACGACUAGUGCCUGCACUGCUUCAGCUGCAACGCGCAAAACGAGACCCACUCAGCCCCAAUCAAGCUGCACGCUAUCUACAGCAUGUUGUGUUCGAAGCGGGCAACGUCACACCCACGAUCCACAAUCUCCUUAUCGCCGUCCUGUCUGCCGAGGUCGAGGGCGAGGCCGCACUGCUGCGCUUCCUAGCUGGCGCACCUGCAGAUCCACUCACAGGCCGGCCAUACUACGACCUCGACUAUGCCCUGCGCGUAUGCAAGGAGGCGGGACGUGUACAGCCCUGCGUACAUAUCUAUGCGCAAAUGGGCUUGUGGGAGAGUGCCGUCGAUCUUGCGCUUGAAAAGGGCGACGUCGAACUUGCCCAGAUGAACGCAGACAAGCCGGAAGAUGACCCUCAACUCCGCAAGGCGCUGUGGCUGAAGAUAGCCAAGUUCGUUGUCCAGGACAAGCAGGACAUCAAAAUGGCUAUGAAGUUCCUCGAGAACACGGACUUGCUCAAGAUUGAGGAUAUUCUCCCCUUCUUCCCCGACUUCGUUGUCAUCGACGACUUCAAGGAAGAGAUUGCCGGUGCACUUGAGGGCUACAGUGCACAGAUCGAUGCGCUCAAGGCCGAAAUGGACGACGCGACGCGCGCGGCGGAUGCUAUGAAGGAGUCCGUUGCAGCACUCAAGAACCGCUUCGUGACGCUCGACGUGGGCGAAAGGUGCUCAGAGUGCUCGUUGCCCCUGCUCACACGCCAGUUCUACGUCUUCCCUUGUCAACAUGCGCUACAUGCGGACUGCCUUAUCGGACUCUCGCGAGAGUACCUCCCACGUUCCGCGCUUCAGCGCGUACUCAGGUUACAAACUGAGCUGCUCAAGGCGCACCCAGGUGCACUUGACCGUGGUGCGAUCACUCACUUGCAAGCCGCGGCUGGCGCUGCCCGCCGUGAUCCGCUCGGGUUCGCGCAGAGUGCCGCGGCGGCACCCGCGCGAACACUCAUGUCUGCCGGGGGAGGGCUUGGUCGCAACUUGCUCUCGGCUGGAGACCGUCUCCGCGAUCUCAUCGUCCCUGAUGCGCUCGCUAGCGUCGUUGCAGCACCAGUUGGAUGGAUCCCAGGAAUGGGCACUGCAAAUGGAAACGGGACGGCUACGCCAGGAGCACGGGGGUCUGCACGUGGAGGGGCGGUACCGCGGGACGCCCAAAGAGCGGAGAAGCUGCGCGCCGAGCUCGAGGAUAUCCUUGCAGCAGCUUGCCCGUUGUGUGAGAGCGUCAUAGCUGGGCUCGAUAAACCAUUUAUUAAGGAAGGAGAAGGCGACCAGGGUUGGGAAUUAUAG
Molecule: messenger RNA, 3273 nt
Organism: Peniophora sp. CBMAI 1063
Lineage: Eukaryota; Fungi; Basidiomycota; Agaricomycetes; Russulales; Peniophoraceae
Source: the annotation of a GenBank genome assembly